AUGAUCGGGGAGGUGACCCUUACCAGACCGAGAUACACACAACUGAGGUCGGAGAGGGUGAUGGCCUUGGGCCCAAUGUGCAUGUCUCACCCACUUCCCACUCCCCGCCUCUCGCUGCAGGGCUACAUAAAACCCAAUCUGGGAGUGCUAACAACAAGAUGGAGCAUCGUCCAAUCUCCUUGGCUGGCAUUUGUCACGUAUGGGUUCAUGUUUGGUCUGGGGAUAGGAACAGCUUACAUGGCUCCCCUCUCCUGUGGCAUGCGGUGGUUCCCAGAAAACAAAGGACUUGUAAAUGGGAUUAUCGUUGGUGGAUUUGGUCUUGGAGCCUUCAUCUUCAACUUCGCUCACACGGCCUACCUCAACCCAGAGAACAAGGUUGUCAGUAGCUCUGGUUACUUCACAGACGAGGACAUCUUGAAUCGGGUGCCAAGCUUAUUUCUCAUAAUGGGUGGAACUUAUGCAGUUAUCCAAGUGAUUGGGUGUUUGCUUCUGAAGAACCCCCCUCAACACUUCGAACAGGAAAGGGAAGGAAUCAGAGUGAAGAAUCAUCAAAAUUACGGAACAAUUAUGGAGCCAGGGAACAAUGAAGUCGAUGGUGUCAUCGACCUUCUGUCUCUUUCGGAGGAAGAUUCAAGUCUGUCACCAUCCCAAGUUUUGAGAACAAGAGAGCUGUGGAUGCUAUGGCUGACAUUCUUCUUUAACCAGCAGGCUGUGGGAUAUAUCUCCACCAUGUACAAGCCAUUUGGCCAAACAUUCAUCAGCAAUGAUCGUUACCUUUCCGUAGUCGGUGCCAUAGCAGCUCUCUUCAACUCUUUCGGCAGAAUAUUCUGGGGUAAACUCAUGGAUGACACCUCUUACAAGCUUGCCAUGACAAUGGUAACCGGCCUGCUCAUGGCAGAAUUCUUCUCAUUAUUGGCAACUUCUUUGGGAGGUGAACUGAUGUUUACCAUCUGGAUUUUUGCCAUUUAUGCCACCUUUUGUGGGACCUUUGUCCUCCUUCCAACUGUCACCUACCAAACCUUUGGUCCUACAUAUGCGAGCCUUAAUUAUGGGAUUGUCUUCAGCAACACAGUAUUUAGUGCACCGUUGACCUCCAUUCUGACACAGUAUCUCUCUGAAGAUUUUGGUUGGUUCGGGAUCUUCUGCUUGCUUGCAGGAUUUGCCUUCCUCAGCGUUCUGCUGACCUACUUUUACCCGGACAAUCCUUCACCACAGCUGAUAAGAGGAAGAAUGUCAGAGACAUGAAGUCACUGGAAGGAUUGCUGUGAUUAACUGCUCUCAGUUACUUCCUCCAAAGUGAAGCUUAAUGUGAUACCUUGCCAAGGGUCAUUCUUCAUCCAAGGAACAACAAAAUUCAUCAAAAUGAGAACAAUAAAGACUCAUGUCACCCGGG
This is a messenger RNA of Darwinula stevensoni, 1393 nucleotides long. The record is from the annotation of a GenBank genome assembly. Lineage: Eukaryota; Metazoa; Arthropoda; Ostracoda; Podocopida; Darwinulidae.